This is a messenger RNA of Anopheles coustani, 759 nucleotides long. Its product is annotated as chymotrypsin-2-like. The coding region runs from base 1 to 759 and encodes 252 amino acids. Gene Ontology annotation, molecular function: serine-type endopeptidase activity. NCBI's taxonomy places the organism in Eukaryota, Metazoa, Arthropoda, Insecta, Diptera, Culicidae. The transcript is spliced from 3 exons. Gene Ontology annotation, biological process: proteolysis. The record is from RefSeq and is a predicted model, not a curated record.
AUGUUUCGUGUGAGCAUUCUGAUCGCCAUCGGCUUAGCCACUUCGGCUCUCGGGUCUAUUAAGGUUCCCGAUAGUCAUUCUGGACGCAUCGUAGGUGGUCAAAAUGCGGCACCGAACCAGUUUCCGUAUCAAGCGUCUUUAAGGGAUGCUAACAUGGGUCAUUUCUGUGGCGGAACGAUCAUCAACAACUGUUAUAUCUUGUCGGCGGCUCACUGUGACCCGGAUGGUACAGAUACGAAGUUUGUAGUGGUGGGAUCCAUUUUCCUGGACAAUGGAGGUGUUACACACGAAGUGGUUCGGGUCAUCAACCAUCCAGAUUACAAUGAUGAUACUUUGGAAAACGAUAUCAAUCUGAUGAGGGUGAGCCCAUACAUCACUUAUACCGCGGCGGUGCAACCGAUGCCGAUUGCUGCACAUUUUGCUGAGAGUGGUGAUGGCAUCGUUUCUGGAUGGGGAAGUACUGAGACGGAUGGCCCCGCUCCAAAUCAUCUUCAAUUCCUGCCCACAGGGAUAAUUUCAAAUGAAGAGUGUGCUGAAGCAUAUGAAGGAGGGAAUUUUCCAGUAUUGGAAUCAAACAUAUGUGCUUACAAUCCAGAAGGUGAAGGAACUUGUGGGGGAGAUUCGGGUGGCCCAAUGGUAUAUAACGGAGGACUACAUGGAGUAGUUUCUUGGGGGCCAAGACCAUGUGGUACUGCUCGUCCCAAUGUUUAUGCUCGGGUGGCCUAUUUUGUCAGCUGGAUUCUUGCUAACGCAGUUUAA